Lotus japonicus is the source of this 6252-nucleotide messenger RNA. RefSeq lists its product as uncharacterized. The transcript has 19 exons. The record is from RefSeq and is a predicted model, not a curated record. Lineage: Eukaryota; Viridiplantae; Streptophyta; Magnoliopsida; Fabales; Fabaceae. Gene Ontology annotation, molecular function: DNA helicase activity. Bases 91 to 5781 code for a protein of 1896 amino acids. Gene Ontology annotation, biological process: telomere maintenance; DNA repair.
UUUAUUUCUCUAUCUAAUUACCCAGAAAUACACAAAUUCACCAUUGCAUGUUCACAAUCUUUGAAUCUCUUUGCUCUGUAUUCUCCAGCUAUGGAUGCUUCCUCUGCAAGGGAAAAUCGCAGAGUAAGGUUGGCAUCAAUUCAAGCCAAGAGAAAAUGGAAUCAAAACUCAAACCCAUGUUCAAGUUCAGGAAAAAAUACUAACACUCAGACAAAUGAAUCACAGAAUUUGACGCAAGUGACUCUCUCUAUGAAAAAUCCUAUUAUGAUAGAACCUUAUGGAAAAGAUAUGGAUGCUUCCUCUGCAAGGGAAAAUCGCAGAGUAAGGUUGGCAGCAAUUCAAGCCAAGAGAAAGUGGAAUCAAAACUCAAACACAUGUUCAAGUUCAGGAAAAAAUACUAACACUCAGACAAAUGAAUCACAGAAUUUGACCCAAGUGACUCUUUCUAUGAAAAAUCCUAUUAUGAUAGAACCUUAUGGAAAAGAGAAUAUUAAACCUCUUGCAAUGAAGAGGCAAAAAGAUAAGCACACUACUUACCAGGUUGAAAGUCUCAACCAAAGUUUAGAAGAAAGGAAUCAAGGUUGCAGUAUGAGGAGAAUUGCACUGUCUCCGUUGAUCCAAGUUAACAUCCAAGACAGAUCUAUUGAUGGACAUGAGUUCACCACUCCUACAUCUCUUUUAUCUGAAAGAGCUUUUUUCAGCAGUCCAAAUUGUAUGACAGGCUUUGUUUCAGGAAUUAUGGGACAAUCAUCUAACUCAUAUGGGGAUAACCGAAAGAGAAGAAUGAAAGAUCUUAAAGGAAAGAAGUCGAUUAGUAACCAAGAUAAGGAAAAUCAAAUGAUCCCUAAUGUGAUGGGUAGUGCACAAUUAUCAUGUCAACCAGAAGUUGUUACCCAAAGCAAAUAUAAUAAUACCAUUACUGAUACUCCUUCAACAAUUUUAUCUAUACCAUUACCAGAAGCUAAACAAGCACGCAUGAGUAGACUUGAAGCUAGAAGAGAAACUCGAAGGCUCAACAGCAUAAGUUGUCAUGAUGUCAAAUCUGGCCAACAGAAAAUGAAAGGGAAGGCUAAAUUAAAAACUGCAUUUAACCCUGCACUUGAGUUGCAUCUAAGUGGCAGAAAGAUUACUCAUCAAAGUUCUAAUCAGAUUCCAUUAUAUUCCCUGAAUCCAGAGUAUAACACGCCAUCUUCAGAGGUUACUCAACUGUCUGCAACCACACAUCAUAUUGGAGCUAUUGAGCCUGGCUAUUCUAUGAUAGGUGAAUUAUCUGAUGGUACAUUUGGAAAGACAUCUACAUCAAGUGGCAAGCGGACAGUGAAUAAGUGUCGUAGAGGGAAGAAUAUAUCACAACCAUUAUCUGUGCUUGAAUCCAUAUCCAGGCAUCAACCUGAUUUUGAUAGUGAUAGAGGAGGCCAGCAUCAUACAAAUGAAGAAUCUGUGGAGUUUGAAGUUAACCAUGCAGAUGGAAGAGGCUCAUCACAUCAUCUUUCACCAUUUGUGUCACAAAUGUAUGCAUCGGCAGAAGUUGAAGAAUUGUUGGACUUUGGUGAUGCCACUUAUACAUGUGGUUACUGCAACUCUAUUAUGUGGUAUGAAGAGAGAUCAGAGAAAUCAAGACAGCCAUUGAAUCCGGAAUUUUCUAUAUGUUGCAUGAGAGGGAAGGUUGAUUUGCCAAUAUUGCUUAAGCCUCCUACAUUGCUUCUGAAUUUAAUAAGUGGUGUUGACCCACGAUCUAAGAACUUCAAAGAAAAUAUCAGGGCAUACAAUUCUUUGUUCUCUUUCACUUCACUAGGGGGCAAAAUUCAGACUGGAUUGAAUGAUGGCAAUGGUCCUCCAAAUUUCAUUCUUAAUGGGCAGAACUACCAUAGAAUGGGAAGUUUGAUUCCUCCUGAAGGAGCCCCUCCGAAGUUUGCCCAGCUUUACAUAUAUGACACUCAGAAUGAAACUGACAAUAGAAUGCGGCACUUUCGGUCUGAUGAACGCAGAAAUGUGUUGGAUCCUUCACUGGUUAAAGACUUAACAGAGAUGAUUGAUAUUCAUAAUCCGGUAGCAAAAUUGUUUAGGAGAGUUAGAGACUUUGCCAACCAUAAUGAGGGUUCAAACUUUUAUCUGAGGUUGUUUCGUAGAAGAAACAAGGAUCCAAGGGUAUAUAAUUUGCCCACGUCUGAUGAAGUGGCAGGGUUAAUUGUAGGAGACAUAGAGAAUUUGGAGGCUGGAAGGGAUAUCAUUGUGAAAAAACAAUCUGGUGAGCUGGUUAGAAUUCCUGAGUAUCAUGUAUCAUUUUUGCCCCUUCAAUACCCGAUGCUAUUUCCAUAUGGCGAGGAUGGUUUUCAAGAUGAAAUACCUGUGAGUGAGGCCUUUAGUAACGAUGCAGACAGAAAAAGGUUUAAAAUAAGCAUGCUAGAGUUCAUUUGUUUCAGAUUACAGGAACGAAUAACUGAAUAUGGAAAUAUUGUGCGUGCCGGAAGGUUGUUUCAGCAGUUUAUUGUUGACUGCUACACAAUGAUUGAGGCGCAAAGGAUGACUUAUUACAGGAGGAAUCAAGAUCGUUUUAGAUCAGACAUACUUAGUGGUCUAGAAGAUGCUAUAUAUAGAGGUGACAUUGAACCCUCUAGCGCAGGUCAAAGAAUAAUUUUACCAUCUUCUUUCACAGGUGGUACAAGGUAUAUGUUUAAUAAUUGUCAAGAUGCUAUGGCUAUUUGUAAAAGGUUUGGGUAUCCCGAUUUAUUUAUCACAAUGACUUGCAAUACUGCUUGGGAUGAGAUACGUAAUUUUUUAUCUGUUAGAGGUCAGCGACCUGAUGAAAGACCUGAUAUAUUGUCUAGAGUUUUCAAAAUGAAGCUUGAUCAGUUUUUGACUGACUUGAAGAAAAAUAAUUUAUUUGGAGAAGCUGAAGCAGGAAUGUAUACUGUUGAGUUCCAGAAACGAGGCUUGCCGCAUGCUCAUAUUUUAUUGUGGUUAAAAGGAGAAGCCAAGUUGAAGACAACCGAUGAUAUUGACAGAGUGAUAUCUGCUGAAUUACCUCAUCCUGAUCUAUAUCCGAAUUUGUAUGCUGCGGUAUCAAAUUUUAUGAUUCAUGGGCCAUGUGGUGCUGCCAACAAGUACUCCCCUUGCAUGAAAGAUGGUGUUUGUUCUAAGCGUUUUCCAAAAAAGUUUCAGAAUCGUACAGUAAUUGAUGAUGAUGGCUUUCCUAAGUAUAGAAGGAGAAAUAAUGGGAUAAGCAUUAUAAAAAAGGAUGUUGAGAUUGACAACACAUAUGUUGUGCCGUACAAUCCCACACUUCUCAUGAGGUAUAAGGCUCACAUUAAUGUUGAAUACUGCAAUAAAUCAAAUGCCAUAAAGUACCUUUUCAAGUAUGUUAACAAAGGUCCUGAUAGAGUAACCGUUGAGAUAGCUGGUACUGAUCAGAGUUCAAAGAAAGAAAAUGUUAGGGAUGAGAUUAAACACUAUUAUGAUUGCAGGUAUCUAUCUCCAUGUGAAGCAAUAUGGAAAACCUUUAAAUUUGAUAUACAUGAAAGGUGGCCUCCUGUAUACACAUGUAAUUUUCAUCUUCCUUCUGAGCAGAGUGUAACUUUCAUGGAUCAUGAACGGAUUGAUGCAGUUGUGGCACGACAUAAAGAGUUAGAAACCAUGUUCACGUCGUGGUUUAGUGCUAACAGAGAGCAUCCGGAAGGACGUCACUUAACUUAUGCUGAAUUUCCUACAAUGUUUGUGUACGACCCCAAGAAAAAGGAAUGGCGUUUAAGACAACAAGGUUUCUCUAUUGGACGUCUCAGAUAUAUUCCCCCACAAAGUGGAGAGCUUUUUUAUUUGCGUAUUCUCCUUACUGUGCAAAAGGGGUGCACCAGUUUUGAAAGCAUUAGAACAGUAGACGGUGUGUUACACAACACUUAUCAAGAUGCAUGUGAUGCUUUGGGAUUGUUGAAAGAUGACAAAGAAUAUAUAAAUGCAAUUAAGGAGACAAGUGAUUUGGGUUCUGGUCAACAGCUAAGGAAACUAUUUGCCCAUAUGUUGUUUAUGAGCACAUUGAGCAAGCCGUAUAUUGUUUGGGAAUCAACAUGGAAAUUGCUAUCUGAUGGACUUCUUUAUGAAAGGAGACGUCGUCUUGGUAUGCCAGAAUUGCGAAUUGAAGAUGAGGAGCUUGAAAACCUCACUUUAAUUGAAAUAGAGAAGUUGCUUCAAAACAAUGGAAGAUCUCUUAAAGAUUUUGAAUGCUUUCCUUGCCCAGACAUUUCUGAGAUGCUUCAAUUUGACAAUAAAUUUAUUGCUGAUGAACUUAACUACAAUAGAGCAGAGCAAGCAGAGAAGCACAUGUCAUUGUUAAAUUCUCUCAAUGAUGAUCAACGGAAUGCCUACAAUCAGAUUAUGGACGCAGUUUUUUCCGAAUCAGGUGGAUUCUUCUUCCUAUAUGGUUAUGGGGGUACUGGAAAAACAUUUGUUUGGAAUACACUGUCUGCAGCAUUGAGGAGCCAACAUCUAAUUGUUGUUAACGUUGCAUCAAGUGGUAUUGCUUCUUUAUUAUUGCCUGGAGGUAGGACAGCUCAUUCCAGAUUUUGUAUACCUAUUGGUGCUCAUGAAUAUUCAACGUGUAAUAUCAAGCAAGGAAGUCUUCGGGCAAAACUUUUACAGCAUGCAAGCUUGAUUAUUUGGGAUGAAGCUCCUAUGAUGAAUAGAUAUUGUUUUGAGGCUCUUGACCGCACUCUUAGAGAUUUGAUGUCGAUCCAGGAUAAAGGGAAUGCUGGAAAGCCGUUUGGAGGUAAGGUUGUUGUUCUAGGAGGUGAUUUCAGGCAAAUACUUCCGGUUAUUAAAAAGGGCAGCAGACAUGACAUUAUAUCUGCUACUAUCAACUCCUCAGAUAUUUGGAAGCAUUGCCAAGUUCUAAAGUUGAAUAAGAAUAUGAGGCUCUCAAGUUCAUCAAGUUCAGAUGAUUUGGCUGAGACAACAGAAUUUGCUAAAUGGAUUCUUAAUAUUGGAGAUGGGUGCAGUGAUUGUAAUGAGUAUGGAGAAUAUGAUGUGACAAUUCCAGAAGAAUUACUUAUUCUAGAGUCCGAGGACCCAUUGCGUGAAUUGAUUAAUUAUACUUAUCCUGACAUCAACAAUAAUAUGAACAACUUCAAAUAUUUUGAAGAAAGAGCAAUAUUGUGCCCCACUUUAGAUGCUGUGCAUAUGGUUAACGAGUUUGUACUCUCAACAAUUCCAGGUGAGGAAACUGAGUAUCUUAGUUCUGAUUCGUCAUGUCCUUCGGAUGCAGAUUCUGAGAUAAGAAGUGAAUGGUUUACCACUGAAUUCUUAAAUGAUAUUAAAUGUUCCGGUGUUCCUAAUCAUAGCUUGAAGUUGAAAGCUGGGGUACCUAUUAUGCUAUUGAGAAAUAUUGAUCAAUCAUCAGGAUUGUGUAAUGGUACAAGGCUAAUAGUGAAUAGAUUGGGCAAAAAUGUUAUUGCUGCCACCGUGAUAACAGGAACAAAUGUUGGUGAUAAAGUAUUUAUUCCCAGAAUGAGUUUAGUUCCUUCUGAUCCAGAAUUUCCAUUCAAGUUCGAGAGGAGACAAUUUCCAAUAUCUCUAUGUUUUGCGAUGACCAUAAAUAAAAGCCAAGGGCAAUCUUUAUCGAAUGUUGGUCUCUUUCUUCCUAAACCAGUUUUUACACAUGGCCAACUAUAUGUGGCUGUGUCUAGAGUAAAAACAAAGAAGGGUUUGAAGAUUUUAAGCUUAGAUGAAAAAGGAAAGAUGUCUAAAUCGACCAAAAAUGUUGUGUACAAUGAGGUUUUUGAUACUCUAUAAUUGAUUAAUCAGAAUAGAAUGGUCAGAGACCCGGUAUAGGAGUUCCUAUCAGAUGCAAAAAGCACCAUGGAAAAGGAAGCUAACGAAGGCCACAAUUUCCUAGCUAAUACAAAGCCUGUUACACACAAGGACCUCUCAUCAUUUUGAAGGAAUGUAAUAAGCAUUAAAUUCAUCAAGUUGGACAUGGUUGCUCACGGCUUGGAAUUGGGAUAUGUUUAUAUGCUGGCAACAUUCUUCAAAAAGAUGUGAUAUAAUUGUUGAUUUUUUUGCAAAUGUGAUUUGAAUGGUGGCUGAUGAAAGAGAUAGCUAUUUAAUUUUUGGAAUAUAAUUGACAUGAUAAAACUUAUGUUUAGAUGUUAGCACUCUUAGAUAUGAGAUGGUUGUCAUAUGCUGUAUUCAAGAUAUUUUGUUAUAACCUAAGUUCUGAUCUGAAAUAUAUUUUGUUCGCAACUGUAAUAUUUAUAUGAUGUU